AUGCACGAGGACUCGUCGCAACGUGAGAAACCGAAGAUACGUCUGCUGCGACGAUGGGAUGACAUGCCAAGACACCUGCAGUUCAAUCCUCACAUCCGCACUGGCUACAGACCGGUCAUGACUGUCGGCCAGUGCCUUGGCAGCCUAUUCUACGUCCACAACGAGACUGUUAAUAUUGUGACACAUGGACUUGCUAUUCUGUACAUGUUAAUGACCAUUCCUCAACUUCUUCCAUGGAACACCAAGGGUACUCUCUUAGCGAUUUUAUCUUGGUGCCACUUAAUAGGCGCCGUUAGUCCGUGGAUCGGUUCCUUUAUCUAUCAUCUUUUUAUGAAUUUAAACUACGACGAAGUCUUCUAUAGAUUUUUAUUAAAAUUAGACAUGAUCGGUAUCUGGCUGUGCCAAAGUUUUGGAGCAAUACCUAUGAUGGCAGCAACUGUUCAUUGUCUGCCAGACACUUAUUGGUACUGCUGUAUUUUUAUCUACUGGUUUCUUUGUAUUUGGGGACUUCUCAAUGCAAUGAGUGCUCAAUCUCCUUGGGAGAGGAGACUAUGUUUCGCACCCCCUUUCCUCAUGAGAAUGUUAGUGAUGACUCUACGAUGUUUCGGUAUUGGAGGUGGUUCACCGAGUGCAUUGCUUCACAUCGUACUCCAGGACCUUAUAGCUGUCGUGGGAGCGACCAUCGGUGCUAUGCGUAUACCAGAAAAGUGGAUACCGGGUAAACUGGAUCUGGUAUUGAAUUCUCACAAUUUGAUGCACGUGUUGGUUGUAUUAGCGGUUUGCUCGAUGCACGCCGCGACUCUGGAGGACCUCUCAUGGAUGUGUGGCUCUUCUCCGUGCAACAGGACAGAAUCUCUUCACUUGAAGCACGAUGAAUUGUGAUGGAGUUGGGUGCGUGGAUACUUUUUAAUGAAGUCUGUGAUAAAUCGAGCCUACGUCAACAGCUAAUCACUUAUGUAGGUACAUACUUUGUUUAAUGAAAUGUGUAAAUCAGAGACGAUGAAAAAUGUAAAACGCGGAACAAAACUUAAUUAAGGGUAAUAAAGAGACACGUGUGGAACAGUUUAAGUACAAGAACGAGUACAAAAAUUAAAUUAAUUUGUCAUAUCACGGGAAAUAAAACAUAUGACUUCCAAUGGCAAUCAGUCUUCGUGUCGAUGAUUCAGGGGAUGGCUUUUUUUAUAAAACUGGAAUAAGCACAUCAAAAAUACAUUUAUUAUUGUAAUUAUAAGAAUUCAAGAUUCGCAGCAAUAUGCAAGAUGCGUUCUCGGAGACUAGUUCCGGCGUACGCAUCGUUUCGCAAUGUCGACGCCAUUUAUGUAGGCGUAGACGAAUAAAGCUAUCUCAAAAUAUCGGAAUUUCUUUAAUUCCGUAACCGACUCUUCGAUUCUUUAUACAUAAGAUCAUUGCCCAAAUGUUAAUGUCGGAAAAUAGAAGUUAUGAUCAAUUGAUUUCUAUUUGAAAUUACAUACGUACAUUACAGAAGCAUAAUUUGAUCUGUGAUUCACAAUCGAUAGAUCUCAUAAUUAAAUAAUAAACAGUAUAAAUCUGGUUAA
Molecule: messenger RNA, 1556 nt
Organism: Ceratina calcarata
Lineage: Eukaryota; Metazoa; Arthropoda; Insecta; Hymenoptera; Apidae
Product: progestin and adipoQ receptor family member 4-like
Exons: 5
Coding region: 1-882 (293 amino acids)
Cellular component (GO): membrane
Molecular function (GO): signaling receptor activity
Source: RefSeq, a predicted model, not a curated record